AGCUUGAGAUAUUUCGCGUUAUUCUGAAACUCUUUGUGUGAUGAACAGCUUCGAUGUGAAAUUAUAUGUACCUGUUUGGAGUAUAGGUUGAACCUAUCUUGUGUUCAUCAUAAAAGGGCCCAAGAUUGUUCUGUUAAAAGGAAGUAGAGGGUAUCGGUUCGGCCGCCGAGGUGCCGUCCCACCGCUCAGCCCGCUCCAUGGCGGGCCCGGAGGAGCUGCGGCUUUCCCCGCAGCCGCCGCCCUCCUCUGCCUCGUCUUCAGACGCGUCUUCAGCAUCUUCCCCCGGCACCCCGGGGGGUUUGGGCUGGCCGGUUCCAAACAGGAACAGCGGCCGGCCGGUGGACCCGCUGGAGGAGGUGGAGCUGCAGAUCGGAGACAAGAUGGCGAGGGCAGCAUUUUCAUUAACCAAAUUUCUUGAAGCUGCAUCUGCAGUAUCAGCUCUAGUGGAAGAGCUUGCCUUCAAAUGUACAGAAAAUGCACGUUUCCUUAAAGCAUGGCGGGACCUCUUGAAAGAAGGCUAUGAUUCCUUGAAACCUGACAACUGA
Messenger RNA from Physeter macrocephalus (sperm whale), 545 nucleotides. RefSeq lists its product as uncharacterized. The record is from RefSeq and is a predicted model, not a curated record. The coding region runs from base 198 to 545 and encodes 115 amino acids. The transcript has 2 exons. Lineage: Eukaryota; Metazoa; Chordata; Mammalia; Artiodactyla; Physeteridae.